Messenger RNA from Lathyrus oleraceus (garden pea), 2757 nucleotides. RefSeq lists its product as uncharacterized. The record is from RefSeq and is a predicted model, not a curated record. Gene Ontology annotation, molecular function: protein binding. NCBI's taxonomy places the organism in Eukaryota, Viridiplantae, Streptophyta, Magnoliopsida, Fabales, Fabaceae. Bases 913 to 2598 code for a protein of 561 amino acids. The transcript has 2 exons.
UCUUUUUUGUUUUUCAAUUUGUUUUUUGAAUACAGCUUGUUGUAGUAUUGUAGAUAGAGACUCAUGUUUAUGUGUCUUCCCUUCAAAGUAAAGCUUCUCCUGUGAUAAUUUUUAUGAGGAGAAAUUUGUAAAAACACAUUAAGAACUAAACUUUUCAGCAGUUUCUUUUGUAGAAGCAUGAAUCUAGACUUUACAUUAACUUUGAUACUCUUUUCACCAACCCUCCUAGAGUUGUUUCAAUUACUGAAAUACCCUUGUAAAAUAACCAUUAUUACAAAUUUUUAAGCGUAAUGAUUUAGAUUUAUAUAAUAAUGUCCACCGACAGCUACUUAAUUGAAAUUAAUGUAUUGUUAUUGUUAGUAGUUAUACGCCUAUUCAUUCAUUUCCAUCAACAGCCAUUCUUAUAAUCCAUACUUUAUCUUUCAUAUCAAAAUUUAAUACAUGUUUUGGAAUUUUCCAAAGGGUAUUAAAUGAUUACUUGCUAAAGUAAAAUAAAUAAUCUUAGGAUGACAUCUAUAGGUAGGUCCCAUGGUUUUAAAUUAAGUUGUUGCUAUUGAUGUUAUUGCGGUUGUUGCGACCGCGGUCAUUGCUGUUAUUACAAGCCGAUGUUAAGAUUUUUUAUUACAUUUUGAUAUAAGUACUUGAAAAAUGUGGGCGAAAUUGUCUCAUACGAUUUUAAAUCACUCUGCAAUUGCAGAGACGAUCCCAUCAGUUAUAUUGUAGACAUAAUUGCGGUUACAAAAUGCACUUAAUUAUAUUUCUUAAUAAAUCAAAAAUUUGUUUUUUUCUUUCUUAUAAUUCAGGUCGGAGUAGUAUCACGUAGAUGUACUUCUAAUUUAGGGUCAAGACAUGAUGAAACUUUAUUGAUCAUAUAAUCAUUUCAACAACACUACUCCAACAAAUUUUCAAACCAUGGUGGAAGAUAGUACAGUUUCUGUUACAGUUGAUACAUGUUCAACAGAAGAAUGGUUGUUGAACUCACAAGAACUUGUUCCUAUUGCUCUUACUAAAGCAAAAGAGGUAAAAGGGUUUCUAGGUAGAUGGAAAAUGAUCGUUUCGAAAUUGGAACAAGUUCCGUCGAAGCUGUCAGAUUUAUCUAGCCACCCUUGUUUUUCAAAGAAUGCUCUUUGCAAGGAACAAUUGCAGGCUGUGUCGAAGACGUUAAGAGAAGCUAUUGAAUUAGCGGAGUUAUGUUUGAAGGAAAAGUAUGAAGGUAAACUAAGGAUGCAGAGUGAUCUCGACGCGAUGAUUGGAAAACUUGAUUUGAAUUUGAAGGAUUGUAGUUUGUUGACAAAAAGUGGUGUGCUUGGAGAAGCUACUUUGCAGUUCAAUGUUUCGGGUAUUAUAGCCGAAUCGGAUAUUGCAACGCAUGGAAAUAUAAAGGAAUUACUCGCGCGCCUUCAAAUUGGUCAUUUGGAGUCGAAAGAUAAAGCUUUGGAUAGAUUACAUGAGAUUAUGAAAGAUGAUGAGAAGACUGUUUUGGCUGCUUUUUGCAGGAGCAAUGUUGCUGCUUUGGUUCAGUUGCUUACUGCAACAUCACCGAGGAUUCGGGACAAAACGGUUAGUAUUAUAUGCUCGAUUGUGGAGUCGGGUAGUAGCUGCGAAAACUGGUUGGUUUCUGAAGGUGUUUUGCCACCUCUUAUAAGGCUUGUUGAAUCAGGUAGUGCAUUUGGUAAAGAAAAGGCUAUUGUAUCUCUUCAAAGGUUAUCGAUGUCGGAAGAGACUACUCGCGCGAUCGUCGGACACGGAGGGGUUCGUCCGUUAAUCGAGCUUUGUCAGGUUGGCGAUUCUGUCUCACAGGCGGCGGCAGCUUGUACUUUGAAGAAUAUUUCGGCUGUUCCAGAAGUGAGACAGGUUUUAGCUGAAGAAGGCGUUGUUCGGGUUAUGAUCAAUCUCCUCAACAACGGAAUGCUGUUAGGUACUAAAGAGUAUGCUGCCGAAUGUUUGCAGAAUCUCACCGCAAGCAAUGAGAAUCUGAGAAGGUCUGUUAUAUCCGAAAACGGCAUUCAAAGCCUUUUGGCUUUUCUCCACUCUCCAGUUCCUCAAGAAUCCGCCGUAGGCGCGUUGAAGAAUCUCGUCGGAUCGGUUUCCGAAGAAACCUUGGUUUCUCUCGGAGUUCUUUCUUGUCUGGUCCAUAUUUUGAAGUCAGGAUCAUUAGGCGCGAAACAAAAUGCCGCGUCCAUUAUAUGCAGGAUUUGUAGCUCGAUCGAGAUGAAGAAAAUGCUAGGCGAAGUUGGUUGCAUACCUCUAUUGAUCAACAUGCUCGAGGCGAAAGCAAACACUGCUAGAGAACUUGCAGCGCAAGCAAUAGCGAGUUUGAUGAUUCUGUCGCAGAAUCGGCGAGAAGUUAAAAAGGAUGUUAAAAGCGUGCCGAAUUUGGUACAGUUGCUUGAUCCUAGUCCACAGAAUACUGCAAAGAAAUAUGCAGUUUGUUGUCUUGGAUCACUUUCUUCAUGUAAGAAGUGUAAGAAGUUGAUGAUUUCAUAUGGAGCAAUAGGGUAUUUGAAGAAGCUUAUUGAAAUGGAGAUUCCAGGAGCUAAAAAGUUGCUUGAGAGAUUGGAAAGAGGGAAAUUGAGAAGCUUGUUUAGCAGAAAAUAGAGGAAAAACAACAUUUUCAUGUUUGUUUGUUGCAACUGUUUCUUUAAUUUAUCACUUUUGUUUUAAUCAAUGUUGUUUCAUUGUCUGAAUGAAACAAGUAGCUUGCUUGGAAUGUAAAAAACUCUGUCGAAUGCAAAAAAAAAAAAGCUCUUGCAAUCA